GCAGUUGCCUGGGAAAAUGUAAAUGUAUUUUGUAAUACUUGUAUAUUGUGGUGUAUAUGACGUCAAUUGCGGCAAGGUCGUGUAAAUUAUUAAGAAGAAAUAAGACAAAAAGGCACUGGCACGGCCUGAUUCAACUCCACUCAAGCUAGUGGCCACUCAAGAUCGCACAUUGAAAGAUGGCAAAGUAUGGCAAGGAGGAUGAUUGUGUGCUUCUAAUCAUGGCAGAGGCGCAGCGCGGCUCUUCCAAAGCGAUCCACAAGAUGAUCAAACUGCGACCAUAUGUGCCCUCGAAGCGCAUUGCCAUACGGGACUCUUCCAUCGACGAAGACAUCAGCGACGAUGUGGACGAUGAGGUGUUCAUCAAGGAUGCGCGCUCGGCCAAGCGCAGCGAGGAGCAAGGCCUGAAGCGUCCACUGAUGGCUCCGCGACGCAAGCACAGUUCGGGUUCCAUUUCCGGCUCGGGUUCCUCUGCGCCCAUCAUGAAGCUGCACAAGCGACGACGCUGCGGACGCUGCUGUGAGCCCUUCUGCUAUGCGCUGGCUGCCAUCACCGUAAUCUGUGCGUUGCUCAGCCUGGCCGCGCUCAUGCUCACGCUCUUCCCACUGCCGCUGCAGCGGAUCCGACACUGGUGGCGCGACGAUCCCAGCCAGCUAGGCGGCUACUCCGCCGUUGCAGCUGCCUCCAGCAUUGGUUAUGGCAGCAGUUUGGGCAGCGAGUUUGUGCCCUGCACUCAGAUCAGUGUACAGAAGCGCUGGACACGCAGCCUGGCCCGCAUGAACAGCGAGAGUCCGCUGCGAGCUGCGGAUCUGAAUGGGGAUGGCGUGCAGGAUGUGAUUUUUGGCUAUGGCGUGGACGACAACAUCCACUACGAGGGCAUUCCACUGCCACGCUGCAAGUCCUCGCAGGGCGAGGACGAAGUCCCCUGCGAAGGCGGUGUGGUGGCUCUCAACGGCAGGGACGGCACCAUCCUGUGGCAGUCCUGGAGCGUCGCGAAUGUCUUCUCGCUGCACUGCAGCGCCGAUGUGGACGGGGAUGGCGGCCUGGACUGUGUGGCAGCUGGAAGACUUGGGAUGAUUUAUGCCAUCAAUGGACGCACAGGCGCUGUCAUCUGGCACUUUCGUGAGCUGGAGGUGGAGACCAACUCCCCCAUCGUCAUGGAUCUGUAUACGAUCAAUGUGCUGCGUGACCUCGAUGGCGAUGCUGUGCCAGAGCUGAUUGCCGCCCAUCUGGAGGAGCGCGAAGAGUCCAAGGCGGGCCACAUCAAGCUGAUUUCGGGCAAGACGGGAAAGGUGAUCCGCAGCAUACCGACGCCCUAUCGCGAGGAGAUGUUUGUGCCCAUCCAAUUGCUCACCCAGCCGGACGGCACCGAAGUGCUGCUCAUCCUCACGGGUGGCCAGAACACCCCCGGCGGUGUCUACUCUCUGCGGCUGCACUCGCUGAUGGCGCACACGAGCGAGAAGCAUUUCACUCCACUCUACCAGCAGCCAGGAUCGGGUCUGAUGGUCCCAGCCGUGCUCACCGAUCUCAAUGGGGAUGGCGUGUCCGAUGUGGUGGUGGCCGCCUUCAACAGCACCGUCUACGCCUUCGACGGGGCCAACUACAGCGUCAUGUGGAACUACACCUUCCCGGCCAGCGAGUGCGUGAGCGCCAUCGUGCCUGGGCACUUUAACCACGAUAAUGUCACCGAUUUCAUGGUCAAGUACAACUCCGGACCGGGCUUUCCCGUCUACUACUACUCGCAGACGACCAUACUGGACGGACGCACGGGGCAGCCGCUGCUCAAUGCCAUGAUGACGGAUGCGGGCGGUGCCAAUAGUCUCCUGGGAGGCGUCUCCAUAUCGCAGAGCUUCGGUGGUGACUUUUUCCUGCACUGGCAGAUCCAGUGCCGCAACAAACCCAAUGCCCGGGAUGCCUACGAGUUUGUGCCGGACAGCGACAUCAUUCUGCAGGCCCGGGCGGACACCUGUCGCCUGCGCUACAACGAAUCGACGGUGCUGAAGCUCUACGCGAUUGCCAGGCACAUUGAGCCACCGGGGGCGGUGCUCUUCAGCACUGACGACCUGGAGGUGCAGCUGAAUCGCACACAGCGGCCGGCUCCAGCCGGCAAGCAGUCGCCGCUUAAGCACCCAAAGCUGCUUAAGAAGUUGCUGGCCAAUCGGGAGCAGCUGCUGCGCCAGGUGGCCGAGGCGGAGCAGGCGGUGAAGCGGAAGCAUCACAAGCACAACCCACUGAUGGAGCAGCAGCUGCAGGAGCUCCUCCCCAACGAGAUUCCGCCAUUCGGUGGCAGUGUCUAUCCCAAGGAGUUUAAGGACUACGAGCAGGUGCCGCCACUGCCGCCAGAUGGCUCCAGUCCAAUGCGCGUGCCGGAGGAGUACGAGAUGGUCUACAACGACGAAGUGCCUCAGCUGAUUGAGAACGAGCGGCCCAUCCAUUUGCGCAGCAAAUAUCCUAGCGGCAGCAAUCGGGACGUGCGCAGCGGCAGCCUCGACAGCACGACCACAAGCAGCAGCACCACUAGCACCACCAGUGUGCCACUGUCUGCCCAGUCUCCGCUCAGCCUGUGGGAUCUGGAGCUGGACAACGAGGCCAGGGAGCAGGCGGUGGAGGCGGCAGCAUUGGAGGCCUCACAGAAGAGCCGUCGGCGACGCAAGCGUCAGCGUCGCGAGGAGACCUCCUCGCGUGCGACCACAGCGGCAGGCGAGGACGCAGGUGCAGGUGCAGGAGAGGAUUGGUAUUUGGCAUCCAUUUCCUCCACUGGGGUGCUGCUCAAGGCCCUGGGGAAUGCCAGCUCCUCGCUGGAUUUUGCCUUUGUGCUCAACAUACGCGAAUCGGAGGCCUAUCCUCCUCUGUUCUCCCCACAGGAUCUCAGCUGUGUGGAGGAGAAGAUCAGCGCCUACAAGAGCUAUACCAUCGAUAAUUUGCGCGUUUUACGCAAACAGUUCCUGAAGCAGUGCCUCAGCGAGCGGCUGGUGGACUCGGAGCCCGCGCUGCCCAAGUUCGAGUCGCAGCUGAUUGUGACGCGCAUUGGGAUCACCUGCACCUGCCGAUCGCUGCAGCCAGGCGAAGUGUGCUCCGAGCUGGAUCCCCUCGACGCACAACAUUGGACAGAGUUUAUGGGCAACCAUGGACACGGUUACUAUGCUAAUCGCUAAACGCUAAAACCCAAAAUGGGUGGCACAACAGGAGGGGCAGCCACGCAGUAGCAGCAACUGCGGUUUUGGUUUUUUUGGCCGCCGCCUGCAAUGCUGCUAAGCGUCUCCCUUCCACUAAACUCUUUCUCUGUAACUCUCUCUCACUUUGUCUCGAUGUCACUAUUGUAAUUUAUCGUAAUUUGCGUGUUGUGUGGGGUUUCUUGUAACGGUAAAACAGUAUUUACAUGUGUA
Messenger RNA from Drosophila guanche, 3383 nucleotides. RefSeq lists its product as uncharacterized. Bases 177 to 3152 code for a protein of 991 amino acids. NCBI's taxonomy places the organism in Eukaryota, Metazoa, Arthropoda, Insecta, Diptera, Drosophilidae. Gene Ontology annotation, molecular function: protein binding. The transcript is spliced from 6 exons. The record is from RefSeq and is a predicted model, not a curated record.